Podospora anserina S mat+ is the source of this 1764-nucleotide messenger RNA. RefSeq lists its product as uncharacterized. Gene Ontology annotation, cellular component: nucleus. The transcript is spliced from 2 exons. Gene Ontology annotation, biological process: positive regulation of transcription by RNA polymerase II. NCBI's taxonomy places the organism in Eukaryota, Fungi, Ascomycota, Sordariomycetes, Sordariales, Podosporaceae. The record is from RefSeq and is a predicted model, not a curated record. The coding region runs from base 1 to 1764 and encodes 587 amino acids. Gene Ontology annotation, molecular function: transcription cis-regulatory region binding; DNA-binding transcription factor activity, RNA polymerase II-specific; zinc ion binding.
AUGCCUGAACCCAAGAAGACACCCCCUUCGACAGGAGCAGCAGCACCACAAAAGGCCUGCCAUAACUGUCGCCGCCGCCGACUUCGGUGUGACAAAUCUGUCCCCUCCUGUCACAAGUGCUCAAUCAACGGCGAAGAGUGUCUUGGCUAUGGAACCUUCUUCCGAUGGGCGAAUGCCCCAGCUGUCCGGGGCCACCUCGCGUUGCCAAAGCCAAAGAAAGAGCCCUUGAAGAGUCGAACACCAAGUUUGCCAUCACCAACAUCAUUCUCGUCCAUCUCAACAGUAUCGCCUUCAGAUUCCUCAUUGAUAUCUUCUUCAGUAUCCCCGUUGCUGUCGCCCUUGGUAUCGCCCCUGGUAUCAUCGGUGUCACCGGCGUCAUCUACAUCGGAGUGUGACUAUCAAACCAAACCCCUCAGCCGUGCUGAGCUCAUGGCCAUCAACCGCGAGGUUCAGGCUAUGAAGGAUGAGGAGGAAGGAACAUAUAGGUACACUCUGGUUCACCCCUCCCUACUGGAUCCUUUUCACAACUCCCUGGACCGGAAAUCAAAACAUUAUAUCCACCACUUCUCCAAUGCCGUCUGCCGUGAUCUGGUCUCGAUCGACCAGCAAUCCCGCAACCCCUUCCGCGCCAUGAUUCCUCUUGCUGGCCGGUUUGAUUACCUGCAGUCCAUUAUCGUGGCCACGGGGGCUAUGCACCUGGCCACACUGCAAAAUUACCACAACCGCCGCCCAGGAGGGCCAGAACUGGUUGACGCCCUCGUGGCUAAGGGAAAAGCCGUAUCGGCACUCACGAGAGCCGUAGCAAGUGCCGGCAAUGAAGUUACACCCACAAGCCAGGCCAUGAUCUUGGCAGCGAUAGUCUUCUUCGUCAACCUGGACUUGAUCGACAACGGCAAGGGGAGCUGGCAGGCUCACAUCGAGGCAGCUAGUACGCUCAUGACGUCGAUUCAGAAGCAGGUCGCCAGUGGCGGGGCCGAGAACAGGGUGAUAAUAGACGACAGCCUGAUGAGGCUGGUGGACGCCAUCGCGGCGGAUUGCUUGACAUAUCGGAUUCUUGGGACGACCAUAAGCGGCGUUGACACAACGUGGGCUGACUCGAUGGAACACUCGGAUCUCUUUUCUGUGCUCAGCCGGGCCGAGGCCCAUAGCUAUCACUGUUGCCCACCAGUCAUGCUGGAGACCAUCCUGGCCACCAGCAGACUGUUUCAUGAUCAUCUGAGCGCACCAGAGGAAAAGGUGAAGCGGGCGCUGGAGCUCUUGGGCCGCGCCAAAAAGUUCGACGUCGUGGACUGGGUCUAUGCGAUCCAGGGGCUGUCGUUGGAGCAAGAUGAUUUAUCUGUGCGAGUGAGUUUGGCAAGGGCACAUCGCGCGGCGGCAUGUCUGUACAUUUUACUUUGUGUGCCGGACGCUCUCAAACCACUGGGUUUGGUUUCCCUAGAGCCCCUGGUCCUGGAGCUGCGUGGGUAUAUAGCCGAGGUGCCACUCGAUCACGUACUUCUCAAGGGUAUCGUCUGGCCUGUGUUCCUGGCGGGCGCGCAGACCACCGAGGCCUCUCAGCGGGUCUGGUAUGUUGAAAGGCUCGAAUCGGUUUGGGCAAAGAACCCUUGGAUUUGUCCUUGGGGUUACAUACGUACCGCCAUCGAAAUGAUGAGGGAAAUCUGGGAAGCCAGAGAUGCCAUGGAGAUGGCCGGCCUGGAGGAUCUCGGCGGGUGGAAUUGGUUGGCUGCCAUGAAGAGUAGGCGAGAGCAGUGCUUGAUUGUCUGA